Carassius gibelio (silver crucian carp) is the source of this 1437-nucleotide messenger RNA. RefSeq lists its product as uncharacterized. The record is from RefSeq and is a predicted model, not a curated record. The coding region runs from base 52 to 717 and encodes 221 amino acids. The transcript is spliced from 4 exons. Lineage: Eukaryota; Metazoa; Chordata; Actinopteri; Cypriniformes; Cyprinidae.
GUUCUGCGGUAAAGUUUCUUCUCUAAAGUCGUGUGAAAGAAAGACUGAAUCAUGAAGUGUUUGAACAUCAUGAAGAUCAUGCAGCUUCAGCUCUAUCUGUUCAUAUGGUGUCGAGCUGCAGAGACUUUAACAGAUCAUUUAACAGAUUUGGGUCAGAAUGUGACUAUAAACUGUGAUCUUGAUGAAACGGAUGUUAACUGGUUAUUACUGAAGUUACCAGAUCCUCCAGUUCUGAUAUUACUCUCUUUCAAUACUUCAGCUACUUUUUACUACAGUAAAACUUUUCAACAGAAAUAUUCAGUGUCGGGUUAUCAUCGUCUGUUCAUAAAUAAUGUCACUCUUGAUGAUUUAGGACUUUAUUACUGUGUGACCAGUGCCAUAGAAAAAUACAAACCUCCAAAAUACAGUGACGGCACCAGACUUCACAUCACUGAACCAACUCCAGAUCUAGAGUUCCAGAAUCAAACAGUCGUGAAGUACAUUGAGAAGAAUCAGACACAUUUAAAGAUUAUUACCCAGAUAUCUGCUCUGUUGAGUGGUCUUCUGAUCAUUGUGAUCAUAGGUAUAGUAAAGGUGUUUGUCCUUGGAAGCAUGAGAACCAGGGACAACCUGAAACAAUCUCCAGAUACAAACCUACAACAGCCCCAAGUUAUGGAUCUUGAACAACAACAAAUCUCAAGCCAAGCACUGGGAAAACAAGUAAUAUCAAUACAAUAAAACAUGAGUAAGGAUACUAUUAUGUACCCAUCAAAAGGAUAUUUAAAUUCUCUCAUGUACUCACCCUCAUGUCAUUUCAAACCUGUAUUUAUUUACUCUGUGGAGCACAAAAGAAGAUCUUGUUUUAGAAAAUCAUUUAACAGAAAACUGUAUCAAAUCUGCAUUAUGAUUAAAUGGUAUUGGGUUUUUUUUUCAGUACACUACCGCUGACUUUUCCACACCAUGUAAAAGGUUUCAGUCGCGCCAAAUAAAUGGCACAUAUGCACUUCUAGAGCUGCCAGAAUCAACAAAUAACAUCUGACCAUUUUAGUUGUAUUUCUCAUUGUAUUUGAAAACGUAUCGCAUAACUACACAUAUUUGGCAUGAUUUGUGCUAAAUAAUAAUGUUGAGUUUUCGUGAAGAUGUUGUAGCUUUAGGCUGUAAGUCAAACAACAAAACAUCCUCAAAGCCAGUGUGACUGUACAUUAUCUAUUUUGUAUUAUAUAUGUAAAUAUAUAUGAAACGUGUGUGUGUGUGUGUGUGUGUGUGUGUGUGUGUGAGAGAGAGUGUGUGCAUAUGUGUCACACAAAGCAUAUACAGAGAGUACGGAAAGUAUUCAUAUAUUUUAGUUUUUCUUUUAUAAUCUUCAAAAAUGUCAACAAUUCUGUGUUUUUCUGUCAAUAUGGGUUGCUGUGUGUAUAUUAAUGAGAAAAAAAUUAACUUAAAUGAUUUUAGCAAAUG